AUGAAUAUUCGUAGGCAGCAAGUCGUUGAAAUGUUCUACCACGCCUAUGAUGGAUACAUGAAACAUGGGUUUCCUUUGGACGAGCUUCGACCGUUGUCCUGUGACGGAAUCGACACUUGGGGCAGCUAUUCCCUUACACUCAUCGACGCCUUGGACACUUUGGCAAUUUUGGGCAACCACAGCGAAUUCCGCCGUGUCGCAGAUCUCCUCAUCAGCUCCCGGAAGAAUUUCGAGGCCAAUAUCAACGUUUCUGUCUUCGAGACGAACAUUCGGAUUGUUGGAGGCCUUAUCAGUGCUCAUCUUUUUGCGAGAAGAGCAGGGAUGGAUUUGGAUCCCGGCUGGCCCUGCAAGGGCCCCCUGCUGGACCUGGCCGUCGACAUUGCCCGACGUCUCCUGCCCGCCUUCGACACGCCCACGGGGAUGCCGUUCGGCACCAUCAAUUUGGCACACGGCGUGCCCAAGGGCGAGACUCCAGUCACGUGCACAGCCGGGGUUGGCACGUACAUUGUGGAAUUUUCAGCGCUGUCCCGACUCACUGGGGACCCGAUUUUCGAGGACGUGGCCAUGCGGGCCAUGAAUGGCCUCUGGAGUCGCCGGUCGAGCAUUGGCUUGUUUGGCAAUCACAUCGACGUGUCCACUGGCAAGUGGACCGCCAUCGAGUCCGGGAUCGGCGCCGGUGUGGACUCGUAUCUGGAAUACAUGGUGAAAGGCGGAAUAUUGAGACGGGACCCGGUGUUGCUGGAGAUGUUUGACUACGCGCGGAAGCCCAUUCGGGACUACUUGGAGCACGGCGGGUGGCACUUUUGGGGCACCAUGUCCAGGGGUGCCAUCACCAUGCCGGUGUUUCAGAGUCUGGAGGCGUACUGGCCCGGCGUCCUGAGUCUCAUUGGCGACAUUGGAUCCGCCAUGGCGUCCCUCAAGAAUUACCGCCUCGUGUGGAAGCAGUUUGGGUUCACGCCGGAAUUCUACAGUGUGCCGACUCAAGAAGUGGGAUCCCGACACGGGUACCCACUGCGACCCGAACUCGCAGAGUCCGUCAUGUACUUGUACCGGGCAACCCGGGACCCCUUUGUGCUCGACAUGGGCGUCGACAUCCUGGCGUCCAUUGAGCACAGCGCCAAGACUGCCUGCGGCUAUGCGACGGUGAAGAACGUGCUCACGCACCAGCUCGAAGACCGGAUGGAGUCCUUCUUCCUCGCGGAAACGGUCAAGUACUUGUACUUGCUCUUCACGCCCGAUCAUUGGAUCCACAAUCCGGGUGGCAGUGGAGUGCGGGUCAGCGUGGAGUCGGAUUUUGGCGACUCGAGGACGUGCGUGGUGGAGUCUGGAGGGUGA
This is a messenger RNA of Notodromas monacha, 1335 nucleotides long. Lineage: Eukaryota; Metazoa; Arthropoda; Ostracoda; Podocopida; Cyprididae. The record is from the annotation of a GenBank genome assembly.